Batrachochytrium dendrobatidis JAM81 is the source of this 237-nucleotide messenger RNA. RefSeq lists its product as uncharacterized. The record is from RefSeq and is a predicted model, not a curated record. The transcript has a single exon. Bases 1 to 237 code for a protein of 78 amino acids. Lineage: Eukaryota; Fungi; Chytridiomycota; Chytridiomycetes; Rhizophydiales.
AUGACAUUCAUUAGUUUCAUUAAAACUCGCCAAGCGUACAUUCAAUGUAUUAAGAAUUGGGAUUCGUAUUCCGUUGACGAACAAGAACAACUAAGGAAAUGGUACCGAGAUUACUAUGCCAAAAACAAACAAGCUGAAAGGAAACGAUACCGAGACUAUUAUGCUGCUAAUACCGAGGCAGAGAAGGAGAGAGCUAAAAAGUACAAGAAAACUAAACAAUCAGAGGACAAUGUUUAG